AUGUCGAGCUCCAGAUCCAACUUUGAACUCCUCGAGUCAUCGACCCGUCCCCCCUCUCGAGCUCCUUCCCGCGCACCCUCCGUUUCCGAACGAGACCGAUCGCCACCGCCGCCCGACCCGGCGCCUCCACGCCGCAAGAUGAAGAAGCAACACCCGCAGAAGGAGGUGCAGCAAUUCUGGGACAAGUUCACCACCAACCACCCGGGCAAGAUAUUCACCCUCCUGCCCGACAACCUCUACGCAAAACGCGCCGCCGCGCACCACAAGAAAGAGCGCGAUGCCGGGAGCCCGCAGGCGCAGAAUGCCAUGGCCUCCUACGAGGAGGCCGUGGCCGCGUGUCAAGAGAAGGUCCGGAAAAUAGUGCGCGACUGCCGGCGCAUCAACCAGAAAUACAGAGAUCCGCACUUUGAUCUCGAGACGGACUUUCGGCGCAGCAAGCAGAUGGGCGUGCCCCCGGACUGCUUGACCACAUUGGGCGAGACUACGUCGGAGCUCAAGCCCAUGUCCGUGAAAAGGAUAGAGGACAUUUUCGAUAACCCGCGCUUCUUCGUCGACGGCGCCUCGGCGAAUGAUAUUCGGCAGGGCAAUGACGGCGAUUGCUGGCUGAUGUCGGCCCUGUGCACGCUGAGCAACAAGAAAGAUCUCAUCAACCGCGUCUGUGUGGCGCGGGAUGAGGAGGUCGGCGUUUACGGCUUCGUCUUCCACCGAGAUGGAGAGUGGAUCUCCGAAGUCAUCGAUGACAAACUGUACCUUAUCAAGGAGGAUUUCGACGACUCAAUCCGCGACCGCCACCAAUGGCUCGAGCUGCAAAACAGAAAAAGCCCCGAAGAGGAGUACCGGACUGUUAUGCAGACCGGAUCAAGAGCGCUGUACUUUGCACAAUGCAGCGAUCCGAACGAAACAUGGUUGCCGCUAUUGGAGAAGGCAUACGCCAAAGCCCAUGGCGACUACUCGGCCAUUGACGGUGGCUUUGUAGGUGAGGGUAUCGAGGAUCUCACUGGCGGUGUCACCUCCGAGCUGUUCUCCACAGACAUUCUCGAUAAGAAUAAGUACUGGCAGGAGCUCAUGCAAGUGAACAAGGACUUCCUCUUUGGCUGUGGUCAAAUGGGUGGCAGCUAUGGUGAGAGGAAGGGCAUCCAGGAGAAACAUGCCUACUCCAUCAUGGAAGCCAGAGAAAUUGGGGAACACAGGUUACUCAAGCUCAGGAACCCUUGGGGUAAGACUGAAUGGAGUGGCGCAUGGUCUGACGGCUCUGAGGAGUGGACUCCCGAGCGCAUGCAAGAACUCAACCACCGGUUUGGAGACGACGGUGUGUUCUGGAUUAGCUACAAGGACCUCCUGCGCCAUUACCAGCACUUCGACCGCACCCGUCUUUUCGGGCCCGAGUGGACUAUCACCCAGCAAUGGACGAGCCUCAAUGUUCCGUGGUCCGUUGACUACCUGGACACCAAGUUCACCGUUACUCUCAGCAAGCCGAGCCCGGUCGUCAUUGUCCUUCAGCAACUUGAUGACCGCUACUUUGCGGGUCUCGAGGGUCCCUAUGACUUCCAUCUCCAGUUCCGGGUCCACAGAGGCGACGAGCCCGACUACAUUGUUCGCAGCAACGGCCCAUACUACAUGAAGCGCUCUGUCAGUACAGAAAUCGAUCUUGAGCCGGGAACAUACACUGUGCUUCUUAAGAUUACGGCGAAGCGUUACGCAAGGCCCACUCCUAUCGAAGUCGUCCGCGAAAAUUGCUUCAGCCGCAGGGAGAAGUUGCUUUCAACUGGUCUCAGCUACGACCUUGCUCAUGCCAAGGGCCAGUUCAAGCAAAUCGCAAGAGAGGACAAGCAGCGAGAGAAGAAGGAACGAAAGGCCCUGGAGAAGGCAAAGAAGAAGAAGAACCACGAGAAGAUGCGCAAACACCGCCAGAAGGCAAAGCUUCGGGAGCAGAAGAAGCAGAUCAGACGUGCUCAGAGGCAAGCCGAAGGCGCAGCGCCGAAUGGUCUUCCGACCCCUGGGUCAAUGGACAAUCAACCCGACUCCGCCGACCCGCUCGGCAUCUCCCUGAGCGGUGAUGAUGCAGAUGAGACCCGGCCCUCCGUGCGCUCCCACCACCGCGGUCGAUCCUCGACUUCUGGCGCGCAGGUUCCCAUGCGUGUUGAGGCAGCUCACAACGCUAUGGAGAGCUCCGGUGCGUUCCAGGGACGUGGGGGUUACAACGGUCGUGGUGGCUACAACGGCCGUGGCGGAUACAACGAGUCGACUGAGUCCUUCCCCGACGUCAGCGAGCCUGCUGAGGAAAAGGUUCCUUCCCGUCACAACUCACCCUCUCUGACUUUCGAGGCUGCUACUCCGAUUGACGGCGAGCCUGGGUUUGGUGGUCGCGGUGGGUACAAUGGACGGGGUGGCUACAAUGAGGGACGUGGAGGCUACAACGAAGGCCGUGGUGGGUACAACGAGGGUGAAGCGUCGACUGACACUCACCCUCAUACUCCUCGUUCCAUGGGCACUUCUGAGGUCGGUCCGCCUUCUGCAUACGACCGCCGCCCUCCUGCCGAGACUAUCCCCAUUGAGGGCCGCGAAUCCCCUGCUGGGGAUUUCACUGGCCGUGGUGGCUACAACGGUCGUGGCGGAUACAACGGCCGUGGCGGUUACAACGAUGCUCCUGAGUCUGACUCCCGUUCUGGCACUCCUCAGAUUCCGCACAGAACCUCGUCGCCCUCUCGGGGCUAUACUGGUCGUGGUGGAUACAACGGAAGAGGUGGAUACAACGAAGUGGCCGAGCCACAGAGCUCUUCUCGCGCUGAUACGCCACCUCCGGGUUCUCGUGCCAGGUCUCCGUCCGCCUCGCCCCAACCCGAGCAUGGCUUCACGGGCCGGGGUGGCUACAACGGACGCGGCGGCUACAAUGGCCGUGGUGGCUACAAUGAGGACGGCAAGAAGGAUGCCCGCAACGCAUCCCCCGCUCCCUCGCCUAGCGGACGCCGCGCGACAUCUCCUCGCCCCCCGCGCCCGCGUCGCCGUGAUACGCUGUCGCCACACCCAGUCCCCAACAUUCACAUCAACCGCUCCCGUGCCUCUUCUGUUGCCGGUUCUGUGGUCGAUGCCUCGGGGCUUAGCGAUAGCGACCUUUCUUGGGACUCGGAACUGGAUGACCCCACCAGCGACUCUGAGACAGAGGACGAGUUCCACGAUAGCCGCAACCAGGCCAGCCUGAUUGAGAGGAUGCAAAUGCAUCUCCAGGGCGACCGUGGCCAGGAACAGGCUUCGAACCAGCCCGAGGAAGUGGAUCCCGAUGACCAAUUCGAGCGGGAUCCCUGGAACGCCGUCUGCGUUGUCGGCCUUCGCGUCUACAGCAAGGAUACGGAUGUCACGAUCGAUGUGGUCAGGCCGAAGCGCGAGGAGACCAAGAAGGGCAAGGGUCUUGACAGGACUCUUGACAUCGACGACUCCGCCAAGGAUGCCACGAGGGGCCUCGGCGUCAUGACUCCCGAUCCAAGUUUUGGAAGGUUUGACGCCUACGUUAGCACCAUCGGCAGCGCACCUGCAAAUGUCGAGAGCUCGAGGCAAGGAUGA
Diplodia corticola is the source of this 3558-nucleotide messenger RNA. RefSeq names its product calpain-like protein. The transcript is spliced from 5 exons. The record is from RefSeq and is a predicted model, not a curated record. Bases 1 to 3558 code for a protein of 1185 amino acids. Gene Ontology annotation, cellular component: cytoplasm. Gene Ontology annotation, molecular function: calcium-dependent cysteine-type endopeptidase activity. NCBI's taxonomy places the organism in Eukaryota, Fungi, Ascomycota, Dothideomycetes, Botryosphaeriales, Botryosphaeriaceae. Gene Ontology annotation, biological process: proteolysis.